AUGGUUUGGAGAUUAGCGAGUAUACCUCCUCUACGGAAUAUUCGCUUCACCCCUGUUUUUGAAGAAAAUCUAAGCAACUUAAUGAAUCUCCUUACAAACCAAACAAUUCAGGAUGACCAAAAAUUAAUGCCCUAUUGGUUUCUUUGGAGAAUAUGGAAAGCUAGAAACCAUUUUGUCUUCAACAAAGGCCGAGAGAGUGCUUCCAAGACAGUUUUGAAGGCACAAGCUGAAACAACACAAUGGAUUAUAGCCACUACACCUCACAAGCGCAGAGACACCAUGCCCAGUCACAACACAUCUCCACCUCCAUCUCUCCGGUGUUGGACAGCCCCGUCGUUUCCAUACAUUAAAUGCAAUUUUGAUGCUGGUUUUGAUAUUCACACUCAACAAGCUACAGCGGGCUGGAUUAUUAGAGAUCAUCAUGGACUAUCUAAACAUUGGGGUUCACUGCAAUUAGGCUACGCUGCUUCUCCUCUAGAAGCCGAAACAAAAGCUUUAAUAGCGGCUAUGCAACAAACCUGGGUUCGCGGCUACAAAACGAUUUCCUUUGAAGGGGAUUGUGAAAUCUUAAUACGAACUAUAAACGAGUCAUCACGAAUUGGAACAUUGACAAAUCUCCUGCAAGAUAUCAAAUUUUGGGCAAGGAAGUUCCAACGGACACGGUUCAUUUUCACGAAGAGAGAAGGAAAUAUGGCUGCACAUAAUCUAGCAAAGUUUGGUUGUCUAACUUCUGUGUUUUAUUCUGAUUCUGUAACCCAGCCAUUGUGGCUCUAA
Molecule: messenger RNA, 774 nt
Organism: Arabidopsis lyrata subsp. lyrata
Lineage: Eukaryota; Viridiplantae; Streptophyta; Magnoliopsida; Brassicales; Brassicaceae
Exons: 1
Coding region: 1-774 (257 amino acids)
Molecular function (GO): nucleic acid binding; RNA-DNA hybrid ribonuclease activity
Source: RefSeq, a predicted model, not a curated record